Cladophialophora psammophila CBS 110553 is the source of this 837-nucleotide messenger RNA. RefSeq lists its product as uncharacterized. The coding region runs from base 1 to 837 and encodes 278 amino acids. The record is from RefSeq and is a predicted model, not a curated record. The transcript has a single exon. NCBI's taxonomy places the organism in Eukaryota, Fungi, Ascomycota, Eurotiomycetes, Chaetothyriales, Herpotrichiellaceae.
AUGGCCUGCUCCUCGCCUUUAUUCAAGGGGAACGGAAACCAGGUGCAUUUCUCGUCAAAGAGCAAAGCCACCACCACAAAUGGCUCCUCGUAUGUCUCAAUCACCGGCGCCAACAGCGGAGUAGGUUAUGCUACGUACCAAGUCCUCGCAACCACACCUGACUACGACUUUCAUGUCAUCAUGCCCGGCCGCUCUCUGGACAAAGUUGAAGCCUCCAGAACUGAACUCGCCACAUCCUGCUCUGUCACUAGUUCAGAUAUAUCAUCCCGCCUCUCGACACUAAAAGUCGAUGUCACCGAUUCAUCAUCAAUCCGCGCCGCCGCCGAUGCCGUCUUCAGAAAAUGGGGUUACCUCGACGUGUUGAUCAACAAUGCUGUCAUAGGCGCUACCUCUCUCGAUGACGACACAUCCACUCGCUUCACAAUGCGCAUGCAGACCACCGUGACGGGCCCCGCCGUCAUGGCCUAUGUCUUUCGUCUCCUGCUUCUAAAGGCACCAGUCAAGCCGUACAGCAUAUUUGUGCCUUCCGGCACCGGCUCCUUUGCACGCACAGCCGAUACGACCCGUCAGCGCGGGCCCGAGCCGCCUGGCGAUACUAGCGCAUAUCACGCGUCCAAGGCGGCAUUCAACAUGAUCGCGCUGAAAGGGUACCUUCGGUAUCGCGAAGAAAUCAAAGUGUUCGCCAUGACGACCGGUUUUGUGGUGAGCAAUUUGUGUGGUAAGAGCGAGGAGUUGCGCACGGGAUGGCGGAUGACGGGCGAUCAUCGUUGCGCGAGAGACCAUGUUGAGUAUAUUGAGGAGCGAGAGGGACGAGGAUGUAGGGGAAUUGGUGAGUAA